AUGACUGUAAGGGAACUGAUAUUAAUAUGUAUAUUGUACUUUGCGAUAACACAUGGGACAACUGAUACAAAAUGUGGCAUGUAUGUGACCAUAGGUUUAAUGGAUGUGAGACGCCAGUACCAGGAAAAGAAUACUAAACCCCUACUAACCGCAUAUCCUGACUUCUUCUACCCCACAUCUUCAGCAUCCUACGGAGUGUCCGGGAAGGAACAGCUGAGUCCCCACUUCGACCAGCAAGAGAGAGUCAACGUGGAAGGAACGAGAGCCGUCUUAAGUGCGGCGCUGGCUACGGGGGUGCGGGCCCUGGUCUAUACCUCCACCUACAACGUGGUGUUCGGAGGGGAAGAAGUGCGGGCGGGUGAUGAAAGCACGCCCAUAUUUCCUCUUCACGCCCAUGCAGACCAUUAUUCCAGGACCAAAGCCAUCGCCGAGAUGUUGGUCCUGAUGGCGAACGGGCGAGUGGCGCCGCCGGGGGUCCUCGCCCGCCCUCGACGGCCCCUCCGCUCCCCCGGCCGCGCCCCUCAGGACCUGCUCGCUGAGGCUCAACGGCGUCAUGGGCCUGGGGGAGAGGCGCCACUCCAGGAGGGUCAUCGAAGCCUUCAGGUAAG
Penaeus vannamei (Pacific white shrimp) is the source of this 608-nucleotide messenger RNA. Lineage: Eukaryota; Metazoa; Arthropoda; Malacostraca; Decapoda; Penaeidae. The record is from RefSeq and is a predicted model, not a curated record.